AAAAAAAACCAUAAAUAGAAAAACAAAUCAAAUUUCAACUCUUCAAUUUCCUUGUAGAAAUCAAUUUUAUUUUGCCCUCUGGCCUUUUCUCCAUUUCCAGUAAUGGCGUCCGUCCAAUAACCCUAGUGUUCCGCAGCCGCCAUGGAAGAGGAUUUUUUACUAGCAUGAAAACGCUUUAAUUUUCUCUCUACUUCUGUUUCUGGAUUGAAAUUCACUGAUUCAACACCUGUUUAGGAAGGACGACGGUUAUUGCGGUUUUAAGUUUACUGGAAAGUCUCUGUGGUGUAUUGUAUUAUAGAAGUGGGAAAUUGGGCUUGAAUUGAGAUUGUAUAUAGCCUGCUGUAGUUGGCAAUGGCCGAUGAUGGCCUACGGCUUGGUGGGCUUUCUUCUGGAUUGGCUGUUGUACUAAAUGGGGAUAACAAGAGAGAGGGUUCUGGAAAAUCUCGUCUAGUUUCGUAUUGUGAAGGUUUUGGUGACCAGUCUGUGGAGCGGACCCUUGAACAUAUUUUUAAUCUCCCUUACAAAACGGUCAAGCAGUUGACUCGCCCUGUUGAUAUUAGUACUGUUCGUUCGAUAAUCAAGAAUGAAUUCUUUAAGCAUCACCCAGAACUAAAAACUGUUGCAACUAAAAUUAGAGACGGGGUUGUGGGGCUUGAAGAAUCUAGCAUUUCUGGCGACAUUCGGAUUGUGAAACAGCCUUUGCUUGUGGAGAGUCAUGCUUUGUUCAGUAGUGCGAGGGCUAAUUCGUGUGUGUGGAAAGGGAAAUGGAUGUACGAAGUUACGCUCGAAACUUGUGGUAUACAGCAGCUUGGUUGGGCUACUGUUUUUUGUCCAUUCACCGAUCAUAAGGGCGUUGGAGAUGCAGAUGAUUCUUAUGCAUAUGAUGGUAAAAGGGUUAGUAAAUGGAAUAAGGAACCCGAGCCUUAUGGCCAGUCAUGGGUUGUGGGCGAUGUGAUUGGAUGUUGCAUUGAUCUUGAUUAUGAUGAGAUACUGUUUUACCGGAAUGGCGUCUCACUUGGGGUAGCAUUUGGUGGGAUUCGAAAGAUGGUGCCUGGAUUGGGGUACUAUCCUGCAAUUUCUCUUUCUCAAGGUGAACGAUGUGAGUUAAAUUUUGGAGGGCUUCCAUUUAAAUAUCCAAUCAAAGGCUUUCUUCCCAUUCAAGCUUCUCCAUCUUCAAAGCCUAUUGCAACUAGUCUUUUUGAUUGCUUUUUGAGGCUCUUGCAAAUGCAGCGUUUGGAGAGGGCAGAAACCGACACCGUUGAGAAGCUCAGUAGACUGAAACGAUUUGCGUCGUUCGAAGAACUGUCACAACCUGUCCCUCAGGGUAUUUGUGAAGAGCUAUUCUCUGCUCUAAAUGCUGAAAUUGGGAGUGCAGAGUAUAUAGCACAUGGUCCUUUUUUGUCGUUCAUGAUGGAAGUUUUCAGAAUACACCCACCGCAUGACUAUUUAAACUUGGAUAGGGUACUUGAUUCCCUUCUCCAAUUUGAGGAGUCGAAACUAUUGUUGAAGCACGUAUUUGAGGCGCUGUCAUCAGGAUGUAAAACAGGACUAUUGGUUCUUACAGACUGUCCUUAUUCGGGGUCGUACAGUCAUCUUGCUUUGGCUUGCCAUAUUUUAAGACGAGAAGAAUUGAUGACCCUUUGGUGGAAGUCUUCGGAUUUUGAAUUCUUGUUUGAGGGGUUGCUUUCAAGGAAAAGCCAAAACAAACAGGAUCUCCAAUGUCUGAUUCCUUCUGUCUGGUGGCCUGGCUCAUGUGAGGACAUUUCUAACGAGAAUAGCAUGGUGAUGACUACUACAGCUUUAUCUGAAGCAGUAAAUAAGAUAGAAGAGAAGCAGAGGGAUCUCUGUCGCUUAGUUAUGCAAUUCAUACCACCUGUAGAACCCCCACAGUUGCCUGGCUCAGUUUUUAGGACAUUUUUACAGAACACAUUACUGAAGAACAGGGGUGCAGACCGUAAUAUGCCACCACCUGGAGUUUCAAACAAUUCAGUCCUUGUGUCAUUGUUUACCGUUAUUCUCCAUUUUCUGUCCGAAGGUUUUGCUGCAGGUGACAUAUAUGGCUGGAUUAAAGGCUCUGGUACUGAUUCUGGUGCUCAUGUGGGCUUCCUUCACAGAGGUGGUCAGCAAAGUUUUCCAGCUGGUCUUUUUCUGAAGAACGAUCCUCAUCGAAUUGAUAUAUCAAGACUUGGAGGAUCUUAUAGUCAUUUAUCAAAAUUCAAUCCUAUAAUAAACUGUGAAAAGGAAGAAGAGAUUAUUCGGUGGGAAGAAGGUUGCAUGGAUGAUGAAGAAUCAAGAGUGACCCAUUUUAGUCGGAUGAAACCGUGUUGCUGCUCUAGUUACGAUGCUGAUCUAUCGAGCAGUUCGAAAUAUCCCGUGAGACGUUUGGGGAAAGGUUCUCAUGGAAGUUGUAGCUCUAUCUCGGAUAGGUCUUCUCAUGUUACAGCGGAGUGUAGUACGGGCAAUUUAAAUGAUGAGAUAGCUGAUAAGCCCAGCACUAGUGACCACUCUGAUUCGGAGUUUGCGUUUCGACCCAGGCAGCAUUUCAGGAUAUUGCAGAGGGAGAAUACAUUGUCGUCAGCUACAUUGAAUGAGGAGGAGCUUUUAGAUGCUAUGCUUUUGCUGUAUCAUUUGGGUCUUGCGCCAAACUUUAAGCAGGCAUCAUCUUUUAUGUCUCGUCAAUCGCAAUCUAUCUCAUUCUUGGAAGAGACGGACAGACAAUUCAGAGAGAGUAUUUAUGGGGACCAAGUGAAGCGCUUGAAGGAAGCUCGCAGUGUUUAUAGGGAAGAAGCUAUGGAUUGUGUCAGACAUACUGCCUGGUAUCGUCUUUCUCUUUUCUCUCGUUGGAAGCAGAGGGGGAUUUAUGCAGCUUGCAUGUGGAUUGUGCAAUUGCUCCUAGUUCUUAGCAAAGAGGAGUCAAUCUUUAGUUACAUUCCUGAAUAUUAUCUAGAAACUGUGGUCGAUUGUUUUCAUGUUUUGCGUAAGAGCGAUCCCCCAUUUGUCCCUGCCACAAAGUUCAUCAAGGAAGGACUUACAUCUUUCGUUACUUUUGUGGUUACACACUUCAACGAUCCAAGAAUAUCUAGUGCUGAGCUAAGGGAUCUUCUUCUCCAAUCUAUAUCCGUUUUAGUACAAGACAAGGAAUUUUUGUCUGCUUUUGAAUGCAACGAAGCAGCAAAACAAAAGAUGCCACGCGCUUUAUUGUCUACAUUUGAUAAUAGAUCCUGGAUUCCCGUUACCAAUAUACUUCUUCGAUUAUGCAAAGGUUCUGGUUUCGGCUUUUCAAGGCGUGGAGAGUCAUCUUCCUCAUCUGUACUAUUUCAGAAACUGCUGAGGGAUGACGAAUUAUUCUCAGCUUUCCUCAAUCGCUUAUUCAAUACUCUAAGUUGGGCCAUGACUGAAUUUUCCGUUUCUAUUCGCGAAAUGCAAGAAACUUACAAGCCGAUGGACUUCCAGCAAAGGAAAUGCAAUGUAAUAUUCGACCUCUCUUGCAACCUUGCAAGGGUAUUGGAAUUUUGUACACGGGAGAUACCUCGAGCUUUUGUAUCGGGAAUGGAUACAAAUUUACGAAGGCUGGCUGAAUUGAUUGUCUUCAUAUUGACCCACUUAAUUAGUUCAAUCGAUCCAGAACUUUUAGACCUAUCUCUUAGAAGACCAGGUCAGUCAACUGAAAAGGUCAACAGCGGUAUGCUUUUAGCACCACUCGCUGGCAUCAUUAUGAAUUUGUUGGAUGGUAGUAGAGAGACAGUCGAAGGGGAUAAUCAUAAUGAUAUUGUUGCAAUCUUUGCUAGCAUGGAUUGCGCCGACACAAUUCUCUUCGGGUUUCAAUAUCUCCUCGAGUACAAUUGGGUGGGCUCCACAAAAGGGGACGAUUAUUUUAUCGAUCAAUUGACGAAGCUAGAGAAAUUCUCGAGCCUCUUGAUUCAUCAAACGGAGCUGCAUGCGAUUGAGAAGAGGAUGCGAGGGGUAGAAUCGGAAAGCGAAGAUGGUGUGUGCUGCAUAUGCUAUGCUAAUAGAGUGGACGCUCGUUUUACACCCUGUUCGCAUGUUUCAUGCUAUAGUUGCAUAUCGAGGCAUCUUCUUAACUGCCAAAGAUGCUUCUUUUGCAACACGACGGUUGUCGAAGUUGUUAGGGAAGAUGCCAAAGAUGCUUCUUUUGCUAAGUGAGAAAUCUUCUUCUUUUUGGUUUAUUUAGAGUUAGAUUAGAAGUUGAAAUUCUGGGAAUAUACAUCAAAGAGUAAACUAAAUGGAAGAAGGGAGAAGCAGCAGGUUGUUGUUUAGGGCUCUUAUUUGAUAGGUGGUGCAAUAUGGUAUGUAAUUUAUGCUAAUAUAUAUAUAUAUAUAUAUAUAUAUAUAUGGUUGUGUGUAAAUGUGAAAUAAAGUUAUGAAGAUCCUUUGGGGUUGUGAGAAUUUUGUAGCCAAAGUUGGAGAGGGCAUUGUUUUGUACAUUUGUAUAUGGAAUAAUGGGAAGGCAAAUAUUUUCAAGUCUCUCUUACGUCGAUUUAACAUAUCGGUUGGAGAUAUAUUAUACUACGUAAUAUCUUUUUUCGUAAUUAA
Erythranthe guttata (spotted monkey flower) is the source of this 4554-nucleotide messenger RNA. RefSeq names its product E3 ubiquitin-protein ligase RKP. Gene Ontology annotation, molecular function: protein binding; ubiquitin-ubiquitin ligase activity. Gene Ontology annotation, biological process: ubiquitin-dependent protein catabolic process; protein ubiquitination. The record is from RefSeq and is a predicted model, not a curated record. Gene Ontology annotation, cellular component: ubiquitin ligase complex; cytoplasm. NCBI's taxonomy places the organism in Eukaryota, Viridiplantae, Streptophyta, Magnoliopsida, Lamiales, Phrymaceae.